AUGAAAGCCAAACUACUUAUUUGUGGAAGAACGAAAAGUUUUUUGCAUGGUGUGGAUUACCGUGAAUCCCACGAACUAGGUGUUAUAGCAGAUACUUGGACCAGUGCUGACAAACAAAAAGUUGAGAAGUACAGAGCCGAUAUUAAGUCUCUGGAAUCUUUCGAGACCAUCCUCAGCUAUACCAAAGUCCAACAAUACAUUCUCCCUGUCCGCGUCGAGGAGAAAAAAGAUGAUGAGGGGUUGUCGAACAAAGUUACCAAGAAGAGGAAGCUAAGAAGACUUGUAAAGGUGUCUGACGCAGGUGCAAAGUCCAAGAAGAAGAAGCCGCCCACCGUCGAGGAGACAGAAAAGCCAACUAACAUUCUUAUGCGAGAGAAGAAAUUAAAACAAGAGAUUGCCAGCUUGCAACUUGAAAAGGGGCUCCUCGAGCAUGAGAAGCUAACACAUGAGGAGUCGAGAAAGGAGGAGCAGGCCCUGAGGCUUGCCAGGGAAGAGGAGUUACCCAUGGUUCAGGCCAUGUACAGGGAGGCUGAGACCAAGCUGACUGAAUAUAGAGAGUCCUACGUUCCCAAAUCAGAUCUGCACGAAUGGAUGACUGCUUUUUGGUCAAGAAUGGUACCAACUGAAGGAUUGGCCAGCAUCCUGGUGGGCAUCAGUAACGAUGCCAAAGCAUUAGGCAGUCAUGGUGUAGCUGUGGCCGAGACCGCUUCUUUCGAAGGAGAUGCCCUUACCAUGCUUCCUGUUGAUGCUGGAGAGGAGGUAAGUGUGCCGGAGCUAGCCCCAUAUUUCAUCGAUGUACAGGUGGAAUGGGAAGAGGAUUCCUCAGAGCAGGUCGAGGUGGAGGGGAAGGAUGACCAAGGGCUUGCAGAAGAAGGGACGUUGACUCAUACCCCUAUCGAGGGGACAAACGAAAGUCGGCCCAGUCACCCUCCUGGCCAAAAUAAAAUAGAGGUUUGUACAGAACACUUUAUUGCUGCAAUUGACCUCCUAAAGAAGAGGACCAAGGAGGCAGAAUUCUACUCGAAGCAGGCUGCCAUUCUACAGAACAUACUGGUGGACCACGAGAUUUCACUACCCAUUCUCGAGGACCUUGAUCUAGAUGAUGAAGUGAAGGAAACGGCAGCUGCUGAGGAGUAUCUUCUCAGAAUCAAUGACCAAGAUUGGGAGAUUCUAGAUUUAAAAGAUAAACUAAGUUAG
Messenger RNA from Oldenlandia corymbosa var. corymbosa, 1197 nucleotides. Lineage: Eukaryota; Viridiplantae; Streptophyta; Magnoliopsida; Gentianales; Rubiaceae. The record is from the annotation of a GenBank genome assembly.